Molecule: messenger RNA, 2657 nt
Organism: Rhagoletis zephyria (snowberry fruit fly)
Lineage: Eukaryota; Metazoa; Arthropoda; Insecta; Diptera; Tephritidae
Source: RefSeq, a predicted model, not a curated record
AUCAGAAUGAGCUCCGCCAGGCACACGAGCUGCUGGAGCAGUUUUCACAAACUAAUCUGCCUGAAUACCUGAAGACGCUGUCUGAUGUGCUCGCCAACCAGGAGCAGAAUGGCUACGUCCGCAUGGCAGCCGGCCUGCAGCUGAAGAACCAGCUUACCUCGAAGGAUGACGCCGUCCGCGCUCGGCUGACGCAGCAGUGGCUGACGCUAAGUGAGGAGAUUCGAAAUGCUGUGAAGGUGAACACGCUGCGCAGUCUGGGCACGGAGACGGGGCGGCCCAGCGCCAGCUCGCAGUGCAUCGCCUACAUCGCCGCCAUCGAGCUGCCGCACAACCUCUGGCCCUCGCUGAUUCGCACGCUUACGGAGAAUGCCACCCGGCGGGAGAACAACGAGCAGGUGAAGGUGGCCAACCUCGAGGCAAUUGGCUACAUCUGCCAGGAGGUCCAUCCCGAGCUGCUCAUCUCCGAGUCGAACCAGAUCCUCACCGCCAUCAUCAACAACAUGGGCAAGGACGAGCAGUCGACCAACGUCCGCCUGACGGCCACCAAUGCGCUGCUGAACUCACUUGAGUUCACCAAGGCCAACUUUGACACCGAGCAGGAGCGGCACUUUAUCAUGCAGGUCGUCUGUGAGGCAACGCAGUGCUCGGACAUUCGGGUUCAAGUGGCCGCCCUUCAGUGCCUGGUGAAGAUCAUGUCCCUCUACUACGUCUACAUGGAGCAGUACAUGACGGUGGCCCUCUUCGCCAUCACCCUCCAGGCAAUCCGCAGCGACCAGCCGGAGAUUGCCCUGCAGGGCAUCGAGUUCUGGUCGAACGUCUGCGACGAGGAGAUUGAGCUCGCCAUCGAGGCCUCGGAGGCCGCCGAACAGGGCCGCCCGCCGUCGCGCACCUCGAAGUUCUACGCGAAGGGCGCCCUGCCCUACCUGGUGCCCCUGCUGCUGCAGACGCUGACGCACCAGGACGAGGACGCCGACGAGGACGAGUGGAACCCCUGCAAAGCCGCCUCGGUGUGCCUCAUUCUGAUGGCCACCUGCACGGAGGACGACAUCAUCGCCCACACCAUGCCCUUCAUCACCGAGAACAUCAGCAAGGAGGACUGGCACCUGCGCGAGGCCGCCAUGAUGUCCUUCGGCUCCAUCCUCGAGGGCCCCUCCACGGCGGUGCUGGUCCCGAUCGUCCAGCAGGCGCUGCCCACCGUCAUCAGCCUGAUGCGCGACCAGUCGGUGGUGGUGCGGGACACCACCACCUGGGUACUGAGCAAGAUCUGCGAGCAGGUGAGCGAGGUGGUGCUCAAGCCCGAGGUGCUCAAACCGGUGCUGGACGUGCUCAUUGAGGCGCUCAAGUCGGAGCCGCGCGUAGCGGUGAACGCCUGCUGGGCGCUCAACUCGCUCUCCGAGGCGGCGAACGACGUCGCCUGCAACUUCGAGGGCAUCAUCGAGAACCCGAAGACGAACCUCCUCUCGGAGUACUUUGAGGUGAUCGUCACCCAUCUCAUCGCCUGCACCGACCGCCCCGACUCGGUGAUGAACAACCUCCGGUCGAGUGCCUACGAGGCGCUGAUGGAGAUGAUCAAGAACAGCCCCCAGGACAACUACCCCAUCGUCCGGCAGACGACGAUGAUCAUCCUCGAGCGACUGAAUCGGCUGCUCUCGGAGAACCACGCCGGCGACCAGAACAUCAUGGACCUGCAGUCGCUACUGUGCAGCGCCCUGCAGUCGGUGCUGCGCAAGAUGACGCCGGAGGACGCGCCCAAGAUCUCCGACGCCAUCAUGACCGCCACCCUGCAGAUGCUCGACUUUAGCUCAAAAGCGGGCAACAUCAACGAAGACGCCCUGCUGGUGGCCGGCACGCUGUCGGAGAUUCUCACCAAGGGUUUCAUCGCCUACUACCCCUCUUUUCAGCAGUACCUGCUGCUGGGCCUGAAGAGCUACCAGAAUGCGCAGCUCUGCUCGGUGGCCAUCGGCGUCGUCGCCGACCUCUGCCACGCCAUGGGCGCCGACAUGACGCCCUACAGCGGCGAGCUGAUGGCCACGCUCAUGGAGGUGCUCUCCAGCACCGUCGUCCAGCGCAAGAUCAAGACCGAGGUGCUGAGCGUCUUCGGCGACAUUGCCCUCGCCAUUGGGACGGCCUUCAGCGCCUACCUGGAGACGGUGCUGCAGACGCUGCUGCAGGCGACCAACAUCAGCUACAACCGCGCCAACUACGAGCUGGUGGAGUACGUCAAUGAGCUGUGGGAGAGCACGCUGCACGCCUACACCGGCAUCGUCCAGGCGCUCAAGGGCGACGGCGAGCCGUUCAACCAGGAGGUGAUGCGCCUCCAGCCGCACAUCGUCUACAUGAACCAGUUUCUGCUGAAGGUGGCGGAGCAGUACGUCGACCUCCCGGACGCCAUCAUCGCCUCCGCCGCCGGCCUCAUCGGCGACCUGCUCACCGUCUUCGGCGCGACGAUGCUGCCGCUGGUGGAGCAGGCCGCCGUCCAGUCGAUGUUCGUCCGCGGCAAGAAGAGCAAAUCGAGCAAGACGCGCACCAUGUCGCUGUGGGUGCUGCGGGAGAUCAAGAAGUUCAAGGUGGCCAUGGGCCAGCUGCCUGCCGGUGCGGGUGGUGGAGCCGCCCCCACGCAACAACAACAACAGCAACCGAUUUUUAUUCCCAACCAA